Silurus meridionalis is the source of this 1542-nucleotide messenger RNA. RefSeq names its product E3 ubiquitin-protein ligase TRIM47-like. The record is from RefSeq and is a predicted model, not a curated record. The coding region runs from base 62 to 730 and encodes 222 amino acids. The transcript has 6 exons. NCBI's taxonomy places the organism in Eukaryota, Metazoa, Chordata, Actinopteri, Siluriformes, Siluridae.
ACUACCAGACUGCUUUUGUUGCUACCAAUCUCUUUUUUUUUCUUUUUUCAACUAUUCCACUAUGGAUGAAGAAAUAGACACAUCGCCAGAUGUUGCGUGUUAUGCAUGCACAGGAAGGAAGCGUAAAGCAGAGCAGUCGUGUUUGCAGUCUCUGGCUUCGUACUGCGUGGACCAUUUGGAUAUGCACAAUGUUUUGCACCUGAACGCCAAGAGACACAAGCUGGUGGGGGCUACAGGAAGAUUCGAAGAGCGUCUGUGUCCCGAGCACGACAAGCUAAUGGAGUUGGAGCUCGGGAGCAUAAAGAAAGACAUUAACGACAGGAUUAAAACCCGACAGCGUGAAACAAAAGAAUUAAAACAAGCGACUGAGGCGUUCCAGACCUCAGCCAGGCAGGCUGUCGAAGACAAUGAGAACAGCUUUACAGAGCUGAUCCACUCCAUUGAGACUAGACAGCGUGAGGUGAAGGAGUUGAUCCUGGCUAGAGAAAAAGCUGCCGUGGAGAAGGCUAAGGAAUUUUUGGAGAGGCUGCCAUCAGAGAUCUGCGAUCUGAAGAGGGGGAUUGUAAACUCCAGCAGCUUGAAAGGCUCUUUCAGGCAGACAACGGCGUCCAUUUUUUACAACGCAUUCUGUCCACUCCAGCACUUACUUCAUCCCUGCCCUCCCCUGUUCUCUUCGUCCGUCCAUACUCUUCGUUUGAUCUCGCCUCUGAAGCCGUCUUGGACCUCGUAAACCGCUUGAGACAUGUUUGCAAUUUGCACUUCACAGCCAUCUCUAAACACGUGAAGGCUGCGAAAAUCCUGACAUCGCCCCCCGUUUUCACGAAGCGGGACGAUUUCAUGCAGAGUGCCUCCAAGCUCACGAUGAACCUCGACACAGCUCACGUGUCCCUCCACUUGUCCCAAAAUAACACCCAGGUGACGGCCGUGCAUCCUUCGCAGCACUACCCCGAGCACCAGGACAGAUUCGACUGCAGAGCGCAAAUCCUGUGCAAGGAAAGCCUUCGAGGUGCCCCGCACUACUGGGAGGUCGAGUACGGAGGCAGCAACUGGGUGUGCAUCGCCGUGUCCUAUAAAGGAAUCAGCAGGAAAGGAAAACGGGCUCGUCUCUUCGGAAGGAACCAGUGUUCCUGGGGCUUGCGCUGUUAUUCCACUACUUACCAAUUCUGGCAUGCUAACAAAUACGUACCUGUUACACAUAGCAAGCAUUGCUCUAGGAUUGGAGUGUAUUUGCAUCAGGGGGUUGGAGUUCUAGAGUUUUACAAUGUUUUAGAUGAUAUGAGUCUCAUCUAUAAAGCACAGAUCGGGUUUACCGAACCGGUAUAUGCCGGGUUCGGGUUGGGAGGGAAAAACACUCACAUCAGGCUCUGCAAUUUAGAGAGAUGAGGCCCUGAGUGGAAAAUAAAUGUUAGCUAACAUGGAUCAGAGAUUUUUACAAGGAAAACUAAAUCUUGUCACAAUUUAUAUCUUUAAGCAUUCUAUUUUUAAUUGUCUUACCACAAUAAAAUAUUGAUGACUCCUUGAAUCGAAUUGGUCAAAAGGCUU